UGUCAUCCGGUGACAUGUUAUCGUGCACGUGCGGUUUGUCGUUAUUGGCGUAAAACAAUCGACGAGGUUGAUGAGGAGGCACAUCAAGCGAUGGUCGGAGGUGGUCAUGCCAGACUGUUCAUUUGUGAUCGUAGACGUGCAAUUCUGGAGAAGUUCACAUCACCGCCAUCGUGUUCGACGUCAGUUCUCGAGUUGGUAUCGACACGCAAAUCGAUCUUUUACGAAGAUCGUUAUGCACACACGACACUCUCGAAUUGGGCAUAUCGCUUCGAUUUAUCUGAUUGGAUGCAGAAUUUCGAUGUUGUUGAGGUUUGGCUGCAAAAUUUCGGAUCGUUUCUGGAACGUGAUCAGUCAUCAGCAUUGUUUUUACCAGCCAAUAUGAACUCAUCAUUCGAUUACAAUCACAGUAAUAAUGUAAAUAACGUGUAUUCAUCAUCAAAAUCACCAGAUGCAAUUGGAUCAUCUGCGGUUAGCAUUCACUCAUUAAUUUUAUUGUCGGUGCAUACAUAUUACGGGCUAACGACAAGAGGGCAUGUAAACGGAGCACCACCAACAUCUGCAACCUCGAACAAUCACGAUGCUCCGAAAGAUACAGUCGUGUCGAAAGCAAAACCGUAUUCGACAUCGUCAAUAUCCACAUCGGAACGAGAUCAUGCACACAACAACAGCAAUAAUAACACAUCGAUCAUUGGCACUUCAUCGACAUCGCUGAAUCUCUCCACUCUGAUUCCGUAUCACCUAUUGCCAUCAACUCAACAAUCCACUACAACACUGAAUCAUUGCGAUGCACCACUCAUUCUGAAUGAGGAGAUGUGUUUCGAGCUGAGCGGAAUGUCAGGAGGACGAUUCGAGAGACUUGCAGCACAAUUGCGCCAUAUUCAACCGUUGCAUCUCGUCUUUAAUGAUCACUCGUUUUAUCAGAGAAGACCGACGUUACUUUUGUUUUGGUUCAUCAAAUUAUUGCCAAAUCUACGUAAGCUGACACUGGAUUGCAUUCAAGGAGAUGAGCAAAUCGAGUUGCAUCGCGUAUUGAACGUUGACAACCUGGACGAAUUGACCAUUAUUCAGCCGCAACAAAAAGCGUGUUUGUUGAUCAAUGAAAACAUUCUGGAUGCAUUUCUGGAUUCUCGUAUCACUAAUAAUAAUCAUUCAACACGUAAAUCGAAAUUUCGUCUUCGCUUUUCGGGUAGAACACAACUUACUGCCUAUUCCGUGUGCAAUUUCAUUAAGAAAUGGCAAAAUCGUCGUGAAGUGGUACCGUUUCAUUCCAUACUGAUUGACGCUCUCUCGAUUCGUCCGAGUGAUUUUGUACGUGCUGCGAUGUGUGUUGGUGAUGUAAAUAAUUAUAAUAAUGAGGUGUAUGGCAAUGAGGUUCCAGUUCUGAAUAUGAAACAUUUGGUAUUCAGACAUCGGAAAUUCGACGUCAGAAUCAAAUAUAAAUACGAAGAUGGGUAUUUAAUGUUUACUUACUUUGAUCCGAAAGAGAAGGCAAGACGUCGUUUGCCACCAACAUCUCCGCCCGUUCACCGUGUCGUUUCGUUUUAUUCACCAAUAUCAAUUUAUAAUAAUAAUAAUAAUACAUCUGACGACAACAAUAAUAAUUAUGCAAAUAGUAACAAAAUGAAUGAUUGGAAUUAUUACGACUAUGAAAAUGAUAAUAAUAAGGAGUAUGAUAAACCGAUAAUCAAACGUAUAAAUGAUUCAAUUAAGAAAUCAUUUAAUAUUGAUAAUAAUAAUAAAAAUGGUAAUAAUAAAGUAAUAAAUGAUGAAAAUGGUAUAAUGGCAAGACUGAUGGCAUUACUCCUGAGAACGGCAGCUGCGUGA
Anisakis simplex (herring worm) is the source of this 1824-nucleotide messenger RNA. The record is from the annotation of a GenBank genome assembly. Lineage: Eukaryota; Metazoa; Nematoda; Chromadorea; Rhabditida; Anisakidae.